Molecule: messenger RNA, 2102 nt
Organism: Mauremys reevesii (Reeves's turtle)
Lineage: Eukaryota; Metazoa; Chordata; Testudines; Geoemydidae
Product: stabilizer of axonemal microtubules 2-like
Exons: 10
Coding region: 1-1551 (516 amino acids)
Biological process (GO): microtubule anchoring
Cellular component (GO): cytoskeleton
Molecular function (GO): microtubule binding
Source: RefSeq, a predicted model, not a curated record
AUGUGUCACUAUCAAUUUGAGCCUCCCGCUGACUUUGGGGAAAACGAGCAAAGCCCCAAAUCACCUCCCCUGCGGCACACGGGCUGGAUGUGGAGAAUGUUCCCAGCGGGGAGGGGAGCCCGGUUUCGGUUUCUCUCUCUCAGCUGCUUCUCUGUUAUGCUCAGUCGACACAAGCGCCACAAGAACUGCAAGAAGUGGAGCAGGCCAGCGCCUCAGGACUGCAGGAGACCCCAACUGUCCCAUUACAAGGCAACUUACACCCAGCCACCAAACGUGCAUCCUCGAAGCAGCAAGAGGCCGCUCCGCACCCCUCCACACCCCAACCCCCCGGCCAUGGCCUUCGGCACCACGCAGCGGGCAGAGUUCAUCCCCUGGGAGCUGGGCCAGAGGACCAAGCCGCAUGUCCGGGAGGCGUAUCAGUGCCCACAGGAGCCCUUCCAAAGCCAGAGUCUGUACCGCCUCCACUUCCCGCCCAGGGAGCCAGUUGUGACCACCCUCCGGCGGCCCCCGACUCCCAGGCAGCCCAAGGGCUCUGGCUUCCCCCACACCACCACCACCCAGGAGAGCUACAAAGGAUGGCGAGCGGAACGCCCAGCCUGCUAUGGAGAGCCGCCAACCCUGGCAGGCGCUCUCCUGUCCCCUGACCAGGCAGCCGAGAUGGAAAGCACCACACAGCGAGAGUUCACUGAGAAACGCAUCCCCAAACCAGAGCUCGUCAAAGGCGUCCAGGUUCAGCUCACCAUUGAAGGUGAUCAUGACAUGACGACAACCCACCAGAGCACCUACCAGUCUGUGCCCUUGGAGAAGCGGGUAGCCCAGUCACAUGGUAAAGGAAUAGUUCCAGCAGGGAAACGAGCACAGGUGGAAUACGUGACCAAGUACCAGAGUGAUUUCCCAGCAUGCAGCUUGUUACCUGCACGGAUUCAGCCUGCUCAGCCUCCUCUGGACAACCUGGCAAUCAACCAGGGCUUCAGCACAGAUUUUCAGACGGUACAGAGAGAAAGCUACCACGGCUGGGACACCCGCAGAUACCCUCGUGCCAGCCCCAUCAAGCUGCAAGAGGAGCUGGCCGACUUGGGGAAAGAGAGAGAUGGAAAAGUCAGUGGAGACACAGUGACCAAGCUCUCUUACCCCCCUCUGCCCUUGGACAGGCCUCCGGGGACUAUCCAGUGGCCUCCCACAGUGCUGAAAUCCCUCUCUGCAAAGUUUGACGAUUCCACAGCCCACAAGUUCUUCUUCAGAGAGUGGGGAGUCCAGCCCCGAAUCCGGCACGGUGACCCCCACGAUGGAGUCUACAUCCGACCUCUGGCCAAGUUUGAAAGCCAAACUACCACACACAGCACAUUCCUGCCCCAGAGAGUGGAGGUGGUGAGGAACUGCAAACCAGAGCAGAAACCCAUCCGAGCACAGGGAAAGCAGGAUUUCUCCACCAUCCACAGGGAGUCUUACAGGCCAAUCCCACUCCCAGUCUGUCGUUUGCAAAUGUACUUGAUCCAACAGCAGCAGCAGGGAAGAGAGACAAUUAAUUCUCUUGUGCCCGUUAAAGCCUGAUAUGCAGGGUGGAUCCAGGUCCCUCAGCCAAAUCAACUCUGUCCCCAAGAUGCUAAUGGGCAAACAAUUACUAACUAGACAAUCUGAUAAACUGUUUGGUUUUUGUGCAUCUUAGCAACAUUAAAAUGGCAUCAUCUAAAAUCUUGGAAACUUAAGUAUACGUACACUGCAGAGGUGUGAUUGCAGCUUGCACAGAAGUACUCACGCUAACUUUGAUCUAGUUAGCAUGGCUAAAAAUAAAGAUGCAGCAGCACAGAACAGGUACACAAGUACCUACCAAGGGUUCUCAGCAGGCUUGUACAGCCUGCAUGUCUUCACUGCCUUUUAGCCAGGUUAGCGAAAUUAAAGCUAGCGUGUGUAAACAAUCACACCUUGGAUCACAGUGCUGACACACCCUUAGAAUAGCUGCCAUUAAUUUGGGUGUUCAUGGAUGUGGUAUUUUUCUUAAGAUACAUUUGUAUUGCUGUAAGAGCUGUUGAAAUUAUAGAAUAAUUGUACCUAAUUUCAUUGUAUUUUCUGCUUAAGGAUUCUGUAGGAAUCCCACUGUUAAU